CGCGUUCCUUUUGAAUUUCACAUGUUGGAUAAAGGGAUGAUGACGUUAAAAAGGUCGAACGAUCGCUAAAGUGUCGAGUUUAUUGUUUUAUUCAAUCCAGAAUCGUUACUUGCUCGUUUCCUUGGGGGGGAGAUUGCUUGAACUCUUUAUUUGCAAUAAACCAUUGUUGUUUUGGUUUUCUUGCAAGGAAAUGCCUUCACUCCAAUGCCCACCGCAGUCAUCUCCUUUGAGUAAAUUGCCCUUUUGGCAGAUCAAAAAUUUCCAUAAUCCAUCGCCAGUCAGCACACUUGAACAGGUCUUGGCAUUUUGAUGACUUUUUAAACGCCUCCAGAUUCCCUUGUCCUUGUGCUUUCUUGAAUUUUACUUUUGGAACAUGGACAUGGAAACAGAAUAUACCAUCAUCGAACCUUCGGAUGAGACCGAGGUCGUUCUUGGCAGGACUGCUGAAGGAACAGACAUUUCAGUACAAGGAGAUCCGUCGGUGUCACGUACGCCAAGAGAGAAAAUGACCAAUGUCUUUACGGGUUUGCGUUUUCUGGUAGGCGUCGCAUCAGCAGCGAGCGAAGUGGGCUUUGCAGCCGCCAAGCUCGGUACCAAAUUCGGGAUCGGUAUCGCCCGCGGGAUCGUCGACGGUGUCGGUGAAGCAACCGGUCUCGACGCUACAGGUGUCACACCCCUCGUCUCCAAUACACUAGCCUUUGCAGAGUUUUGCGCCAUAGCUGGCAUAGAGACGGGUCGCUUCUGGACAAAAUUUGGCAUCUCCACUGCUGACAAUAGCGUCAAGGCGCUCAACCAUGUAUUUGGAUCCAGCGAAGUGGCAACAGCAAUCCGACAAUUUGCUGCAUUGGUCAGAAGAGAAAUGUCGGAAGGGGAGAAUGGUUUGAGUUUGGCGGAUAUUGGUACCGUGGACACUGUGCGAGCUUUGAUGGCGUGGGUAUCUCUGCAAUCCACCACUUCUCUCCUAUGGGAUUACGACGCAGUCAAUUCAGGAAAGACCUUGGUGCUUGAGCAAGGUGGUCCCAUAAUAGAAGAACCUGAUGAGCCGGUAGAAUGGACUCAUGUGGAGGGCGCCGCCGCGGUCGAGGGAAGUAUUGGAACGCCUUCUGCGGACACAUCCGAACCCAACCCAGCAGAUACCGAUACCACCCAAGAACUUGUUGCCGAUCUUCGUCGCUACAUAAAGUUUGCAACAGGAAGCUACGGGCGCAACUACAUUGGCGCCCUCAAUGGCCAAAUACCCACAUUUGGCUUUGCAGCCGAUCCAGACCCCCGUCACGUUCCCGCAUCUGCUGAACACCAGUUUUUCGCCUCACACACCGAUACACCCCUCGAAGGAAUAUUUCAUUCCACCCAUGACACGGACGGCUUUGAUGACAUUUUCGCCAACCACCAGACCUACAAACCCACUUUAUACGUCAUUGCUGACCACGCCGCGCACCAAAUCAUUGUCUCCAUCCGCGGCACUCAAUCCUUUCACGAUGUCCUGGUGGAUCUUACUUGCGAAUACGACUUUUUUGACGACGAACAGGUGCAUUCUGGCAUGAUGCGCGCCGCUCAAGCUUUGGCGGGGGUCAACCACGUUGCACGCGUCCGUGAAUCCGUCCAGAGCCUCUUGGAACAACACCCGUCCUAUUCCCUCCUUCUCACAGGUCACUCCCUGGGCGCCGGUCUGGCGACUUGCCUCGCACUCGUGUGGACGGAUCGCUCGACAGGUACAAUCCCCUCUGAAAGCGGUCUCCCAGCCGGGCGCAAUGUCCGUUGUUACGCCUUUGCGCCACCUUGCGUUGUGACACCCGCACUAUCAGCUUCGUGCACGUCCUUUAUUACGUCUUUUGUUUUUGGCACGGAUUUAGUCUGUCGUCUCUCCCUCGGCUCUGUACGCGAUCUUACUCGCGUGGUAGCCUGGCUUCAUACUCACCCAUCCGAGCGGGACGAUCUUCUCCAGCGCGUGGCAUUUGCCCAGGGAUCUGAUAGUUUUGACAACGGAGGGGAUAUUGACCUCCGUCGCCGAAUCGAACGGGAAUGCAUGGUGAAUGAUAAGUUGUACCCUGCUGGACGUAUCGUAUGGGUGCAGGAAACGGAUGGCGUGCUAAAAGUCAUUCAAGUGGAGAGACCGUCCAAGGCUUUAGGACAGAUUCUGUUUACCAGAACGAUGGCGAGAGAUCAUUUACCUAACGUCUAUUCGAAUGUGGUUCAGAGAUUGUAGAAGUGUUGUUGGCUUUAUUUUCGCUUUUGAUAUUCAGUUUUUUAUAUUAAUGACUUUUAUAUAGUGAGCUCGUUUGUUGGCUUCAUUUACGUAGUGUCCUUGCUUGUUGAGUUUUAUUGGUUUUAGCUUCUUACUGUUGUAGUUUGCAUGUACAUGUUUUAUCACGGUGAACACGUUACUGCUUAUUCAUGUAUAUAUCGUUCCUGGCACACACAUGGUGCAUUCUCCGUGAAAAUAUAGAAAGAUGUGCAGCAGA
This is a messenger RNA of Spizellomyces punctatus DAOM BR117, 2462 nucleotides long. RefSeq lists its product as uncharacterized. The transcript has 3 exons. The record is from RefSeq and is a predicted model, not a curated record. Bases 374 to 2206 code for a protein of 610 amino acids. Lineage: Eukaryota; Fungi; Chytridiomycota; Chytridiomycetes; Spizellomycetales; Spizellomycetaceae. Gene Ontology annotation, biological process: lipid metabolic process.